Amphibalanus amphitrite is the source of this 4343-nucleotide messenger RNA. RefSeq names its product histamine H2 receptor-like. Gene Ontology annotation, biological process: G protein-coupled receptor signaling pathway, coupled to cyclic nucleotide second messenger; chemical synaptic transmission; serotonin receptor signaling pathway. NCBI's taxonomy places the organism in Eukaryota, Metazoa, Arthropoda, Thecostraca, Balanomorpha, Balanidae. Gene Ontology annotation, cellular component: dendrite; membrane. The transcript is spliced from 4 exons. The record is from RefSeq and is a predicted model, not a curated record. Bases 54 to 1394 code for a protein of 446 amino acids. Gene Ontology annotation, molecular function: serotonin binding; G protein-coupled serotonin receptor activity; neurotransmitter receptor activity.
GCCGACCGGCCCUAGUGUCGCCUCCGACGGCGCCGCGUGUGCAGCUCGCGGCGAUGGCGACGCUGGCGGUGAACCUCUCUGACGGUGUCGAUGUCGACGGACCGGAGACGGACGUUUUGCCGUCGGCGCCCGCCGGACUGAACCUGACCUACCUGCCAGUGCUGCUGUUUAUUGUGGCCGGCAUUGUGGGGAACGUGCUGGUCUGCCUGGCCAUCUGCCUGGAGAAGGCGCUGCAGAACGUCACCAACUACUUCCUGCUGUCGCUGGCCGUGGCCGACCUGCUCGUCAGCUGCAUCGUCAUGCCGUUCGGCCUAGUGGCAGGUCUGCUGAACGAGUGGCCGCUGAACGCCGCCUGGUGCAACUUUUACGUGACCUGUGACGUGCUGGCGUGCACGGCGUCCAUCUGGCACAUGAGCUUCAUCUCGCUGGGACGGUACCUGGGUAUCCGCGACCCGCUGAAAAAUCAGCCGCGUAACACAUUUCGACAGGUGGUGACCCGGGUGGUGCUUGUGUGGCUCUUGUCACUCGGCAUCUCCAGCAUCGUCACCAUCAUGGGCAUCGUCAACCUCGACAACAUCAUGCCGAAUCCGAAGGUUUGCGCCAUCAACAACCGCGUGUUCUUCGUGGUGGGCAGCCUGCUGGCGUUCUUCAUUCCCAUGGUGAUCAUGGUCAUCACCUACUCGCUGACCACCUGGCUGCUGCGCCAGAAGUGCCGCUCGGGCGCCACGCUGCGCCACCGGCACGUGGGCCGCAGUGUGGCGCUGCGCCAGCGCGCCUCCAGCGGCCGCGGCGAGCCGGCAGAGCUGCGACUGGCGCCGCUCACCAACGGCUACCGCAUCAGCACGCGCGACGUGGCCGUCCAGACGCCGGAGAGCAUCAGUCGCGAGACGCGCCGGUUCCCGCUGACACUGCGGCUGACGGCGGCCUCAGAGGUGUCUCGGCGGCCGACCGCGCCGCCCAGCACGGCGCUCACCGCCGAGCAGAAGGCCUCCCAGGUGCUCGGCCUCGUGUUUCUGGCGUUCGUCGUCUGCUGGGCGCCCUUCUUCACGCUCAACAUCUCCAACGGCCUGUCGCGCAGCAUCUACGUGAACCCAUACGUGGAGGCGGUGUUCCUGUGGUUGGGCUACGUGUCCUCCACCAUCAACCCCAUCAUCUACACCAGCGUCAACAGGACGUUCCGCAUGGCCUUCCUGAAGCUGCUGCGCUGCGGGUGCCGUCAGUUCCAGCACGGCCACCGGUACCGGGCCUACAGUCUGAACGACACGGGCGCCUCGAGCACGCCGCUCUCCAAGCCACCGUCAGCCCACUUUCGGACUCCGAGUCUGUCGCAGCAGCGCGGCCCGGACGCUCUUCAGAUGCCGGCGUUCGCGCUGAAAUCACAGACUAUCUCUUAGUGGCGACACUGGUGGCGCGUUGCAGUGACACUUUGACCCUCUACCGGCGCCGGUGGUGGUUUUUUUUUCCGCGGUGAUGGCGGAGAGCGAUCUCUCAUAUCCAGGCAUUAUGGCAAGGCGGCCAUGGGAACGGACGCAGGUGCUCUCUGAGCGUGUGACCGCUCUCGUGACCGGUCUCCGAAGGUGCCCGAAGUGUGGACGGUUUCUGACGGUGCCACACACCACCCAUACCCACAUGGUACAAACGCUCCUCGUAGGGACGAUAUAUCAAAUGGCUCGCGGCUUGCAUAGGGACUGCUGUCGGCGCUCGUCAAUCACUCGCAGGUUGUGGUAACGUGUUUGUAAGUUUCCCGGUGUGCCACAUCUUCACGUGAGUGUUUGUAUGUGAAAUACUCCUUUGCGUCCCGCUGAAUGUCUGAUGUCUGUUCACAACUUGACAGACUGGAGUUGUUUUGAGGUUGAUGUACGAGCUCUAUGAGAGAUCACUACGUGAGCGCUGAGGUCACUGUGAGAGCCUUGUGAGAAACCACUUUCUGAGGUCUACGAGAGAUGUGUGAGAUUGUGUGAGAUGUGUGAUGACUAUCGGUGUUGUAAUCUGCCACCCCAGCACAGAAACCUGAACCCCGCAAAAUGUGUACGUAUGAUAUAGGCAAAGCAACUGCCCUGAUUGUGAAAGACAGCAAUAUUGGCGAGGAAACUCAUAGUUGAGUCGACUCAACUCCAAAAUUAACAGCACUUUAAUGUUUAAUGUUGGCGGGCUGAAUCACGCGGUGUUUUGAAAAAUGGUUGUUACUCCUGAGGAGUAUUUAUUACGGAGCGAGCGAAGCGAGCGUAGUCUUUCCUUAGAUUAACGGAAAUUUCUGAGUAUGAGCGGCCGGCCGGCCGGCCGGCCGUGCGGACGCUUUUGCGAGGCUUAUAUCUCAGCAACCACUUGACCGAUUUACACGCGGUAAUUUUUGUAGGGUAGCUUCAUUCCUUCUACCAAGUAUUGGACUAUUCCCGAUGCAUAUAGGUGACCCCUUAUGCACGUGCCACGUGCAAAACGAAGAGGUGUCAGUUUUGUAAUUGUUGCAAUAUCUCGGUAACUAGUUGGCCGAUUGCGCUGAAAGUUGGCAUGUAGGUAGGCACCCACUAGGCACUGCAUAUCCAUAUGCCAGAGUUGGGGUGCUGCUGCACGUGCGCACGUGCAGGGGUCGUUUCCAGAUCUCGAGAACGGCUGGACCGAUGGCGCUCAAAUUUGGUACACGGUUAGGGACCAGUUAGUAGGGUGCCGUGCACAAGUCAGUUGGGACCCAUUUUGCACGUGCGCACGUGCAGGGUGCCGCUCCCAGAUCUCGAGAACGGCUGGGCCGAUUGUGCUCAAAUUUGGCACAUCGCUAGAAACCGGUCAGUAGGGUGCCGUGCACAAGUCAGUUGGAGGUACCCCCUCGAAAUUUCGCACGUGCAAGACUCACCCCCUCGCUCGCUCCGUUAGUCGCCCCAAAAGGCGCUAUACUGGUAUGUAUAAGAAAUGAGAUGGUGAUGCGAGCGAUUACUCAUGCAGUGAUGAUAUGAAAGUGAGUGCAGUUUUCAACUGCAUGAACCCUGUGUGUUAUGUUCGUAUUCAAGUGUAACGCUCACGAUUCACACAAUCACGAAAUUGAGUCAAACUAAGCUGGCCAUUUGUGGCCUUUGGCUGCAUAAAUGUACUUACAUCACACUGACACGGCACUGAUACGUCCAAACGAUGUAGUGCCGUUGGAUAUAAAUACCACCUACGGCUAGUAUAGGGGCUAAUUUCAUCAACCGUCUGUCUUUCUGACAUUUAUUGACAACUUGGUUUUCAGAUAUCCCUAAGUACAAAUGUUUCCAUUUUCUGAAGGUUUACUAUCAUAAGCUGUAGUAUGUUGCGUCUUUUUCUAGGUUGCUUGAGGUUACUUGUCAGUUCAACAGCUUCUUUUUUGCAUGCUGAAAAACGACUUCUAAGAAAAAAGACUUAGCAUUAGCUGAUAGUAAGCUGUCAUUUUAGACUUUUCACACUUUUAGUUUACUUCCAAAAGAUAAAAAAGCUCAGCUCACGUUUUUCCCAAAGUAUUUUGUCGCAAAGCACUGGACUCUUCUUACAAAUAUUUUGAGUAUGAAUGCGACUGCUCUCAAAUCUUUUUUUUGUAUUAUGUAACACAAAAAUAUCAGCUUCAUAACCAUAGUUUCCAGAUAUAUUAUCCUUACCGUCGUGUUUUGCCAUUAACCCAAUGCAAUAUUUACGCCAGAAUGGAUAGAAACAUGGUACCAUCUUGCUUGAUCAUGAAAUAAACGUCACUGAAAACAAGGUUUUAUAGAUGGUUAAAAUCUAAUCAUCUUAAUAUGUCAAUAUAUUUUUUUAACCUGUGACAUCUGGCAGCACAGAUAAUAGCCGUUUUCACGACGGCCAUCUGGUACACAUUUGGUGCACGUCUGGUACAGAUUAGGUGCAGAUUUGGUCAAGUCAGGUUCAGUGUGUCUCUUAGUGCAGCUAUCAGAUAGGGUUGCACUUAUUGCUGAUAUGCCUGCUUUGUCAUACUAUCAGAGAGCAUCAUCGAUUAAAACACUGAAAUGAGUUCAUAAAAUGAAGAUAUUUGCUGUAAAAGAAAUUAGGUGCAGAUUUGGUCAAAUCAGGUGCAUUCGCCGGAUAGCCCGUCGUGAAAACGGCUAAUGAUAACUUAUUUUUAAAGUCUGCUUAAUUAUCAAAAGCCGUUUGAUAUUGCGACACGGUCGAGAUAAAGUUGGGCUUUAAAAGCGGUAAAAAUAGUCGCCUCUUCAAUAAGUCUAAAGAUGAAAUCUGCUAGAGUGGUGUUCACCAUCAAUCAAAUAAAUACAGCACAAUGUGCUAACCAAUAUCACAUGUAUUGUUGUGUGUAGCGCAACCGCGAAACAUUAACAAGCAUUGUUUGGAUGUUGAAUGAUGUGCUCUGUACAAUAUACAUACUUGCA